AGAAACUGGUCUUGGAAAGCGCAAGAUUCAAAUGCCUGGGGUACGGCCUGUAAUAUUCAUCCGACCGAUAUGCUUACCAAAAACAACACACUAUUUGUAGGUGUUAGCUGAUUACUUUUCAGGUUAUGACAGCCCUUUGUGGAGGCGGCAAGUCGAAUAUCCUAAGGUUUUUCCUGGUGAUCCUCCAGUGCCAUGUUUUCUGCCUCCGUUUUGGAUGAAAAUGAUGUAUCCUGGUCCAAAGAAUCCUCCUAAUCAUGUUGUUUUCAAAGUGCACCCACAGAUGACUAAGCGCGACGUACAGCAGUAUUUAGAAAAGAUUUACAACGUUCCUGUUGCAGAUGUUCGAGUAAAGAUGGUUUAUCACGAUUUAGAACCAAUUGAUGAACCGGCAUUCCGUAGUGCACAGAGAUUAGCCGAUUCUACACAAUUUCCCCCCAAACCUGAACGCUAUGAAAAGGUUGCAUAUGUUCGUUUGGUUCCUGGUGAAGUUUUUGUUUUUCCUGAUCUAUUCAAAGACAAACGUCCAUCAGAUGCUGUGGAUAUCCUAAAUGGUGGCGAUGCCGCCAAAUCUCAAGAAGCCAUUUCUGAUGACUCCAAAAAAGUAGAGAAUAACAAACUUCAACCUCUGAAAGGUUGUAGCAAAUGGUUUGCAUCUUAGUGUCUGUAUAUAUUGUAUCAUAAAAUAAUUUAGUUCACAUGUUGUUUUUCCUGCUACUUACUGAAGUAGAAUAUCAAAUGUAUUUCUCUCGACUAAACAAUUUUCAUGCAUUUCAAUAAACACGGUCUCGAAUAAUCGAAUAGUUAGCCCGUUUUUAACCAAGGAAUAUUUACAACUUAGGCUUUUUGUUUGGUCACCAGUUCUUCUUUAGAAAUAUUAUUUGUAUUCGUUCCGACCAUUUACCUUUUUAUUACUAUGUUGAAAAGUGUGAUAGGUUUGCAAUCAUAGUUAAGUGGUUAAACGAUGCAGCUUCUUACCAGUAAUAGUGUAGUAAAUGAGAACACAAGUGGAGGCAAUCGGAUGUAUUUGAACACAAAAUUAUAGAAUCUCUUAGUAAAAUCUGAGAACCUUACAGUAAAUAUUUCAUCUGCAAAAUAUCUAUCAAUUAUCUCAAACUUGACCGUCCCUUUUACAGAUAUCAGUCAAUCGUCUCAGACUUUGUUGUUCCUUCGUUUCCAUAUCAAUCACUCUCUGUUCUCGUUCUCUUUUCUUCGAUCUCGACCUUCUGCUGCCAGACAUUCUGUUCCUGACUAGCGUUAUAUACUACUUAUGUCGGCAUAUGUACCACACACCACAAUAGGUCACUGGUUUGAAUCUCGCUCCACCUACACCUGUUAGGAGAGACGAUUGGUGUCACCAGUUCUCACAUUUACAGUGUAGCGCGAAGCUAGGUGCACGAAUUAGUACGUAGUGAGUUAAGUAAAUGCAUGGUGUGACCCGAGGUCGGAUAAUAUAAUGUAUGUACAUCUAUUGUAUGAGCUUAGGUUAGUGCAUAUGUGUGCCAGCUCCGUAGUCGCCUUUUAUUUAUUGACUGCUAUUGAUGAAAAUCAUGUGAGUAGUACAACACUUUCCGUUGAAAAUCAGAGAUUGGUGGUAUCGUGAUAUUAAUCUGGGUGUAAGAUGUCGUGUUUAAAGCACUUCUGUAAGAGAAUGUUAUCUAUACUUGUCAAACCUGGAUACUCCGAGUUGAUGGUGUUUGGAUGCUUCCUGUGAUCAAUCACCGUUGCCUCUAAAAGACGACUGACGUUCAGUACCAACAGAAAAUCAGUAACGCGGAGACCCAGCACUGUAUUCAGGCACAGUAACAAUAAUUCAGUUAGUCACUAUUUUCAAACACCGGCUUCAUUGGUUUGGAUAUACUCUACACCUUCGGUCUGGGAACCCGAGCAGUAUUACAACCCACACACAAACCAAGUGAUUUAUGUGGCGCAUGUGUAUUUGGUGCCCCUUUGUACCAAUAUUUGUUCAAAUAUAUACUCUACAAAUGUAAUUCUAGCGACUUCCACACCGCCCUUUAUUCACUGACUAUGAGACUGGUUGGAGAAAUUGAAGUGGUAGGUUCAAGACAUGGCACAGGGGGAUGAGAGGAAGCUGUGUAGGACUGGCAUCUGUCGGUCCAUCAAAAGUCCGUGGUUGGGGUCCGAGAGGUAGUUCAACUUAGUGGCUUGAGAUGUUACUAGAUAUGACUCAGAGAGAUCCUACUGUAAUUUUCACUUUCUUCACAAAAUUGAGAAACAGGAUUCUCUCCGUUGUGUUUUUUUGAAACUGAAUUGUUUCUCUCACUAUACCUUACUCUCAUCCAAUUGUUUCUAUUCACUUACUGCUUUUUUAUUAUACUCACCCUUAUUUUUAUAUCUCUUCACAAUGUUUGAUGCAUAUUUAUUUCUAUAUAUGUUUGUACCGACAUUCGAUUAUGGGUGUCUGCGAACCAUUGCUUGCAUAUUUUGGACAAUCAGGUUCUGAGAUUUAACCCGGAGCACUAUGUAUGACAAGUUGAUAGACGAGAUAAUGAAUCUUUAUCGACUGAGGUGGUUCGGAUAUUUAUAAUGUAUGCCCAUCCGCCGCUUGCUUCAACGCACUAUGAUGGAUGACGUAGGAAUAGGUUGGAAUGAAGCUAGAAUUGUCCGAACCAGGACGUGGCAUCAAUCGACGACGAAACUGAGCCCUAUAAGCAUGUACAGACUAUCUGGUUUGAGUCAUCAUGAACAUCAUAACUAAUAGUUAGGGACUUUGAGUGACGACUCAAAAUGGUGCGGGUACAUCCACUCGUUGUCUUACUUUAAAUCUUAUGCUUUUAAAUUCCUCAUAAAUUUUUUAGUAUAGUCAUGACGAACUUGCUGAAUUGUACACCCUAUAUAACUUGCUUCCUAGUAACAGUUAAAAUGGUAAUUACAAUACAAUUUCAAUUCCUAAAUGAUCCUACCGGUGAAGUUAUAACUUAAAGGUUAAGAAACCCGAUGUAAAUUUUUCAUUAGCAACGUAUAGCAGGACACCAUCCACCUUGGUUGGGCAAAGGACAGGUAAGAGUGGUUCCGAGUUGCAUUAUCGCUCACUUGGUGAACACAAGACGUCAAUUUGACCUCUAUACAGCUUUUAAGGUUAUCCCACACAGUCCAUCAAAUAUGUCACAUAGUUUACAAGUUCGUCUUCUGGAUAUUGCUGGAGCUGUGGGAAUCCGUGUUCAUCGACCUAACCUUCGCAUUCAAAAUAAGUUUUUACAACUACUCUCGCUCCCUUGGCCCACCGGUUUAGGAGCGUGUUUUAGCCAUGAUGAGAAACUAAUUGAAAAGAAAAUCCUUCGCUCUAUUCGUUCUUUGUAAUAUAUUUUGUACUUCACUAAUUAGUUUUUGUUGCUGUUGAAGAUUUUUACGUUCCAUAACCAAUCUUCCCCAUUACCAAUAAUUCUGUUACUGACUCUACAUCAGUGGGAUUCGCCCUGAUAAAUUCCAUCUCACUGUGCUAAUGGAAUAUGGCAAAUUGAACGGAUGUACAAAUGCUCCAGGUUUUACGUUGCCUAAGACUGGUUGAUCAGAACCUAUGUAUUUAAAUAGACAAGUAGAAUUAGCAAACAGCUGAUAUGAUGUUAGCGAUAAACCUAAUAGGCGAACAUCAUUUUAAUAGUUAAUUUGUCGCCUAUGAGAGAGUGCAACACGUGCAAAAUGGAUAAAUCUCCUGUUUCUAAGGCAUGUUACACCUAUAUGGUGAUAGGAAUGGCGACCGAGGUUGUCUUACCACUCAGGUGGAUACUCGACACACUAUAUACAGACUGGACCCGAUUCAAGAAAAAAGGUUGAGAACCAGAGUAUGUGUUGGACAGUACAUUUUUCAACCCAAUCAUAAGAACCCUAAAUUCAAAUCAAUAAUAGGAAAAGAAAUCACAUUAAAUAGUUAGCGUGGUCACUCAUACAUUUCUAGAUCUUGAAAGUAUUGUUGUGAACAUCGAGUAUCCCAACUGAGAAACUUAGUUGCGUAUAUUCACACUUCAAAAUUAGUUUAACCAACAAAGACGUAUAUGCAUUCACUGUUAGACUAUCCUGAGUCUUAAUACUAUUUCGUGCCUUUUGUUUCAUAAAUUCGUCAACCAUAUUUCUAAUUCUUUCAGCUUCUCUUAUAUAACAGUGCGAUCCAUAUCAUUGUAGUGGCCGACGCAUAUUUGUGAUGUUAGGACCUAAGUUGCUUGUGACUACUGAACUAUUGUUAGUCAAAUUGACAUGAUGACUAGUUUGAGAAAGAAAAACUAGUAAUUUCUUUGCAAUGGUUAGCUUGAGAUUUGCUACCCACUGACUACACGCUUAAGUAUCAUCACUUCAUUACAAUUGAUAAAAUGAAAGUCGAUUUUUAUAGAAAAUCCUUCGACAACAUUUAUAUUCUAUGUUAGAAAAGCAGCGUCGUCGAAACACGACAACACCGACCGUAGCUGCUACCAUAUGAUGGUCGGACGUGGAUAUUAUGAUGACCCAAAAGUUAUAUUGGUUAGACCAUUUGUUCGUCUAGAUCUUACCAUACUACAGAGACCAGUUGUAAAAUAGUAAGACUAAAAGCUACAAACUCAUGGCUCGAGGGGAGUCGUACCGCUAACUACUGAAGUGUGGUAGUAAAAAGGCGUUUCUUUUAGAUAACCAGCAUUUGCAGCGAUACUGUCUCCCCAUAAUUGGAGUGGGUCGACCCAGAAAAUAACACAUCACCUCAUCUUAUGGAUUUCCAUCCCUGGCCACUAGGUUUGAAAAGUACAGCGCUAACACAUCAAGAGCUAUAUGUGACCAGCCUCAAAGAGUUAUCGCUUGAGCUUUGCGGUCACUACUAAUCCAGCUACCUCAGAAAGAAGUGUCCUUUCAUAGUAUAUGGAACCGGAAAAUGACAACCGCUCACGUACUCCCAACAGGUCAUGCACACAAUCUAUACUUGUGGUAACUGAUUAUGAAAAUCAACUACGAAGCACAACAAUAUCAAAUGGGAAUAGUGGAUUCAAGUUAACAGAAGAAUUACAAAUGGUUUUUGUUUUACUCUGACAAAAAAACAAAACAAAUAAACCACCUCUCUAAACAAUAAAGAAACAUUUACAAUGCUUUAUAACAAAACAGUAUGCGUAAAACUUGUCAAGCAUAUUUAUAAAGUAAGAGAUCCACACACACAAUUAGUUUUAAACAAACUGUUCAGGGGGAUUUUAAUUUUAUACUUCAUCAAACCUUUAUUAUUUCCCUAUGUGCACACCCGUAUUUGUAUGCAUCAAUUUAGGGAAGUGGUGAUUGAAUAGUAGUUGUAAUAACGGAUAAUAAUGAUCAGGAUUUGCACGUGUGUGUGUGUGUGCAUGUAUACAACAUUGGAAUGGUACAACGAAAUGUUAAUUAAUGUUACCCACAGUAGGAGAAAAGAUCACAGCAAUAUUUUGGACAAUAGUGAACAAGUAAAGAAAGAAGAGAACAACAGUUAGUUGUCAAGUGUAUAUCUGUUCUUGGGAAGAAGAAAUCAACAAGUUAGAUAAUCUGUAAAUAAUAGAAUAAUACUGUGUAGUAGUAGUAGUAGUACAGAAAGACAAAUGUUUACAUUGCCUUGAAAAAAAAUUAGGAUUUCUAUCACUAUUAAAAAAGAAUUCAUUUUGCAUGCGAUAUACAAUUAACGAAUGAAUGAACCAGUGUUUUAAUUUACUAAAGUGUCUUUCACUAUAGGUGUGUGUGUGUGUGUGUUAGUCAGUCAGUCACAACGUAGAACUUCGUACGUACAUCAGUUCGAGUUGUCAUACCACAUUAGCACAAAGAUGCAGUUGUCGAUUCCGAAUCCCAUAGUGGUAAAAGUAGUAAGAGUAUAAACAUUAAUGUGAAAGAUUAGGGUUUGAAAGAGUAUAGUCCAGUGAAAUAAAUUUGAAAAGAGAAAAAGGAUAGGGACAUGAAGAAUAUAUGUGACAGAGACAGUAGUAGCUUACAACACAAUUCUCAAUUAUAUCUCUAUAAAUAGUACAUGUGUAUAUAUCUAAUCGUAUUUAUGAAAUAACGAUGAAUUGAACUAACAAAGUUUACAUCAUCUGGAUAGGAAAAAAAAACAGCCGAAGUCGACAUAGAGGAUAU
Messenger RNA from Schistosoma rodhaini, 6060 nucleotides. The record is from the annotation of a GenBank genome assembly. Lineage: Eukaryota; Metazoa; Platyhelminthes; Trematoda; Strigeidida; Schistosomatidae.